AUAUUUCAAAGUUGAGCGUGCAUCAGUUAUUAUUAACUAUGUAUAACUGUCGUUGUUUUUAAUUUUUCUUUUCAUUGAGAAUUUAUUAUGUAUACGGUUAUGAAGUUUUUUUUUAAUUUUUAUAUUGUUGUACACUUUGCGCUCUAAAGUAACUGUUAAUUGUAAAUAAAAACCCUUCACUGUCAUCGGUGAUGAACAGCAGUAGUCAGUGGUGUGUUGUUAUUUUUCACACAUUUGCAUAUUCACAUAGCAUGAAAUACGUUCUACACGCCGCGUACAAUACAGUGUAAUAUUUUUAUUCCGCUGUCAUGUCUAAACGUACAUACUCGUCAUCGUCGCAGCGUGCCAGCCAGCAGACAAAUUAAGUAAUUAUUAAUAAUAUAUAACGUAAUGCAUAAUUUUUUUUCGGACUCCCGAUUUUCUGUCCUCGUGUAAUGUUCGGUACUCAAACUAAUUCGACUAGAUAUUAUACACUAUGCAUUUUUAAUAUUCUAAAGUAAGUCUGAACGAGUGUUGGCAUUUUAAUAUUUAUACCAUACGACUGUGUUUUAUAUUGUUAUUUGCAUAUUAUUACUAUUUUUAGUAUCAUCAUCAUCAUUAUUAUUAUUGUAUAUAAUAUUUAUAUGGUUGACUUCCUAAGUCCGUCAAACGCCCGUACAAUAUCCUUAUGUUGUUUCAUAAAACGGUGGAAAUUUUCUUGCGCGAUCGUCCGACAACUGCGACGGGAAUCCGUAUGGCCGGUUGCGAUUGGACGUCGACCCGGCCGUGGUGGUGCACGCAUGCGCUGCCUCAUUUUCCUCGCGGGUGAUGUGCGGGCGCUUCUUCCCACCUAGCGCGAACGCCGUUGCCGCCACCUGCCUGCCUAUGUGUCCGUCGACGACGCGCGCGCGGCGAAACGCACACGCGGCCGCCGCCGUCGUCUAUCCGCGCGCACGCAUUCGCAUCAGUGUUUGUGCGACAGUCUUGAUCGGCGGACACCGUCGUCGACCGUGUUCGAAUCAUAUUCGUCAUUUCAAUAUCAAUCCGUGCGGUUGUUGUGUUUUUGCAUAUUUAUUUUAUGAAUUUUAUAAAAACCUUUUUUCUUUUUGGUAAAAAAAAUUGUUUUUGCGACGUUUGUUUGUUAAACCACAGAUUAUAAUAUAAAUAUUAUUUUUUGACAUACGCUCAUUAUUGUACCAUCAUGGUCGAAAUUCGGCGGUGCGUUUAGCGGCACUUGACCAUCUGUCGACCGCCUAUACUCUAACGUCGACACCAUGGUGGUACUGGAAAACCCGAUGCCGGAUCCUCUGGCUACCGGCGUCGGUCUGGUACAGGACGCCGCGGCCACCACCCCGUUAACCGUGGACACUACCGGUGCCGUGGCGCCGCAACACCACCAGUCGUCCGUCGGUGGUUGCCUGUCUGCCACGUAUCCGAUACCCACGACCGCUGCGGCUGUUGCCGGUCAAAGGCACCAUUUAAAAAUGGUGCCCAAACGGUUCAUCAACAUGCAUCAGUGGUUCAACCCGAUCGGCGUCAAGCAAAUCAAAGAGGCCAUGGUGAGUGAUGCUCUUUUUAUAAAUCAAAGUUUAUAAAGUACUUUUGUUGUAAGUAAUAUUUAAAUUUAUGAUUAAAUCUCAAGUAAUGCUUAAAAGAAUUUUAAUUUGGUUUACCUGUUUCAAAACUUAAUUUACUUCAAUGUGAUGUCCGGAACUAAUUAAAAUUACUUACCAAACCAAUUAUGUAUCUCUAGGAAGGGUUGAAAAUUAUUGUGCAUAUGCUGUGUGUCUGUGUUUGUUGAUUGUGCUUUCUCUGUUCCCUAUCCUAUAGAAAAAUGUAAUUAAAUCCUCGGCUACGAUACCAUUGUGGUAAUUCAUGUGGGAAAAGGUCACCCAGGGCAGAAAUUCGAUUUAUGUUGUUAAACGUACAUGGAAAACGUACAUAAGUGUACAUUUGAAUCAUAGAAGGAUCAACGCCCGGCUUUAAUCAAUUUUCCCGUUUUCAUAAUUAGAAUGCUGUUAAAAAUUAAAUUAAAUAAUUACAAUUUGAUAAACCUUAAAAUUAUAAUUUUGGUAAUAAAUUAAAAUAUAAUAUUAGAUGUACACUAAUGUCUCUUUUUAUUUAGACAUGUUAGAUUUUCUUUUUGUCUAAAAAUGUAUACGAUAUCUUUAAAAUGUUAUCUAUACAUUGUAUUUAAUAAUGAAUGUUUACUUUGUAAUCGAGGUGUAUGUAGUUAUGUACGUUUUUAGUGUUUACGUGUCACUUUGAAUCUGUUUCAAAUGUUAGCCAUUUAAACUUUAACUGAGAUAAAUAAAUGAGUGAUUUCUAUGAUAUCGUACAUUUAUUUAUUGCAAGGCUUGCGUAUAUUAUUAAGUUGUAGUAUCUAAGAAAGAAAUAAGUUAGAUUCAGUUACGAUCUCACAGAGUUCAAUAUCAUUCUAUUUUUCCAAUAUUUUCUCUAUUGAUACGUAAAGGUGGUGUCGGGUGAUAUGGUUAGCGCUUCAGUGGUCAAAGAAAAAUCCACAAAAAUUCUAUCAAAAGACCAAAGGUUAACACUGCCGGGUUUUGAUCGGAUUAUGUUCAUUUUAUAUAACUUUGAACUAAAGCACUUAGCUAUACCUCUCGAGGCUUAUAAUCGCAUUAAUGGCUGUCGAUUAUUUUAUAAAUCAUCUUUAAAUUUCAACAUUUUCAUCUGUCUUCCUGCCAAGGAUUUUCAAGUGCCAUAUUCUUGUUAUACAAUGUUAAUAUAUCAUAGUAGUGUAUUGUUGAUUAAAUCAAAACGAGUUGUCUUACAAUGAUAAUUAAUUUAUAAUUAUAUAUCGUGGAUUUCCUAUAUUAAAAAUCUUUAAUUUAGUUAAGAGUGUAGUUCAAUUUUGAACGAAAUCCUAGGAUUUUUAUCAACAUACACAGCAGUCUCUAUACUUUCAUUUAUUUUAUCUCAACAUCAAGUCGUCUUCGUUGUUUAAAAAAAAAAAAGUACGAGAAUCAUAUUUAAAGAGUGAUCUAGUUAUUAUCGUGUUGUUUUUUCCCUUAUCUUGUUCACAUGAAUUAUGUGUUUUAUUAUAUUCAUUUAUAUAUAUAUUAGUUAUUAGGUUAUUUUUAUACUAAAAAUAUUUUAAGCGUAAAUCUAUAUGAAAUAAUAACAUUGUUUGCUCGCGUAAUAUAAUUAUAUCAAGUCAACCAUCAAUAGUAUAGUGUGUUACCUCUCACAGUGGGAACAGGAAAUUAAAAGGCAUUUUUUCACUCAGAAAUUCGACUAAUGCAUGCGCGCGACAAUAAUAUAAACUUAAUCGAAAAAUUAUAACAACGAAUAUCGCUCAAUAAUAAUGGUAAUAGGGCUGGUUGCCCCACAGUUUCGCUGGGCAUAUCCUUUGCCAUGGUAAUAUUGUGGGGAUGGAUUAAAUUAUUCGUGCAAAAGAUGCUGUAUGUCUUGACACAUGCAACAAGAUGGUGGGAUUGUGGAGAGGGGGAGGGGGUGCCGGAUGAACAUUCGUGCGUCUGUUAGCAAAACGUUUCUGCCGGAUAUAGAUAAACGUUUCCGCUCACCGUUAGAACUUUAGAAGUAUGGAGUAAUGCGUUUCGCCUUUUUUACGACUUAAAGAGAAUAUCGAGAAAAACAUACAGAGAUAUCAUAACGUUUAUAUUUUAUGUGUAAAUAACUAGCUAAAAAGAAGAAGAAAAAUUCAACGUGAAUUAUUAUAUUAUAAUAAAUAUUCUAUUAAAUCGAAUACGAUAUAUUCAUCACAACAUUUUUUACGCCAAAUUUAUUCACAACAAAAACAUAAUAUUAAUUCUUAUCUCAAAACCCCAUGUCCUCUUUAUUUUCAACUAGAUCAAAUAAUUUAAGUAAUAUUCUGCUGAAUUUUGAAAUAUCCAAUCGAUAAACUUAAUCAAAAUGAACAAUCUCGUUAACUCUAAAGGUGUUUUUAAUAUAUUUAU
Molecule: messenger RNA, 3917 nt
Organism: Rhopalosiphum padi (bird cherry-oat aphid)
Lineage: Eukaryota; Metazoa; Arthropoda; Insecta; Hemiptera; Aphididae
Exons: 2
Coding region: 1254-1574 (106 amino acids)
Source: RefSeq, a predicted model, not a curated record